Camellia sinensis is the source of this 955-nucleotide messenger RNA. Its product is annotated as Ribosomal protein S24e family protein. The record is from RefSeq and is a predicted model, not a curated record. Gene Ontology annotation, molecular function: nucleic acid binding. Lineage: Eukaryota; Viridiplantae; Streptophyta; Magnoliopsida; Ericales; Theaceae.
UCGCAGACCUAUCGACUAGCCGAAACCUUCAAUCAAACCCUUUCGUCUGCUCUUCGUUUUCAAUCGAAAUCGAACCAGCAAUAUCUCGAAGAUGAAUCUACUCAGGAACGCACUCAAAUCUCACCGUCCGAUUCGAGUCGAUCAACGAAACCUACGCUUCUCGUUGUUUCUUCGUGACUCGCCGAGACCUUUCUCGACCGAACCCCAACAGCCAAGUCAGGACACUUCCAAAGACCCAUUUCUUCGAACCCCAAGCACAGGUUUGGUUUAUGGGAAGUUGUUUGGCAUUACAAAACAUACAACAAAGAGUGAUAUUAUCAGUUUGCUAGAAGGGUGUAACGUGAAUUUGGAUGAUAUGAAAGUUGACUACAAUAGAACCUAUAUGCCAACUGGAAUGAUGAUUCAGUUUCCUUCUCGGUAUGCCUAUGAUGCUGCUAUCAGGGCGAUUAAUCGGAAGGGUCGCUUAUAUAAACUGGAGAGGGCUGAUCGGUCCCAGUGGGAUUUUAUUACACCCUAUGGUGGAAAAUCUGUGUUACUGCAAGGAAUCCCUAGGAAUGCACGUCUAGAUGACGGGCGGUUCCUUUCAGGUUGUCUGUAUGACUCAUCCACAAUGCAAAUAGUUGUCAAGCCAGCAUUCCCGGACCCGAUUAGAAUGGCACUUGUACACUUCCCAUCACAGACACAAGCGAUGCAUGCGUUUAUUACAAAGAACAGAAGCUUUUGUCUAAAUAAUCAAAUCUCAGUGCGAGUUCUUCAGUAACUUUUUUUUUCUUCCCUUCCUUUUCAAAUUUACUGGUUCUGUUUGUGGACAUCAUGUUCACACCGAAUUAAGAGUAGGAAAUGUAGUACCAUUUCAAACUAGACUCAAUCUCUAUUCAAACCUCAUUUAUCGGAAUUUUCCCAUUUGAUGAAAGGAAUUUAUAGUUUGACGUUCAAAUAUAUGUUUUUUAUUAUC